Molecule: messenger RNA, 849 nt
Organism: Penicillium manginii
Lineage: Eukaryota; Fungi; Ascomycota; Eurotiomycetes; Eurotiales; Aspergillaceae
Exons: 1
Coding region: 1-849 (282 amino acids)
Source: RefSeq, a predicted model, not a curated record
AUGGGCCACAACGUUUCCUCAGUACACGGUGUCAAAUCAUCCGACUUCUAUACCCCCGGUAACGCUGUCAACGAGAUUUGGGUCGAUAACGUCGAACUCAUUUCUCGCCUGCCCUUCGGUGACUCCGAUUUGGGACAAGCUGGUUGGCCUGCGCAUGACUGGCCGAAGAUUCCGUGGCACAAUUUCAUUAUCCCACUCAAACGAGACCUCGAAGGUAUCCAGAAUCCCAUCGUGGACGAAAACUUGAACAUGAGUCUUCUCCAUAUUAUUCCCGACAGCUGCGCCACGCCUUUGAUCCUUGGUAUUGAUAACGUCUGGGCGCCUCUCCUCUUCAUGACUGGUAUUACGAUAAUCGGGUCUGGGUUCGUGCUGCUGCUUGCAGUGGCUUCCGAAGUCAUGGAUAUACAUCAACUACUGCGCAGAUCCGAUCGCCUUCCUCUUCGGAUGGUUCCACAACUCCGUCAGCCACGAAACGUCCGAAGAUGGGCGCGAGAUUAUCUCAAGCCGUUCGUCUAUGAUAUCUUGGCUGUGAUCAUUUCAAUGGGUUUGGGGUUUCCUAUAGCCGUCUCAUCAGCACGCUGUCUCGACCCGCUCUUCACCUUUUCUGUCAUUAUGAUCUCACAAGCGGUUUUCCUCUUGAGUUUCUUCGGCUUUUGCUUGUUUUGUUUCAAUCGCACUGUCAAGAAGGCUGCCACAAGAAACGACGGAGAUGAGCAAGAUCAGGCCGCGGAAACUAGAUUAGCCCAGUUGGAAAUUGAUGUACAAAUCGCCACAACUAUCACGACCAUCGAUCAGCCGCCAAGUGCUUCUGUGGAUUUUGACAAGGCCGUGGAGUCGAAUCCCCUCUAA